UAUAGACUACAGUAUACUCCGUGGCACCGGGAUCUAACUAGAACUAUUUCAGUCAGGAAGUAGAUAAGAAAAAACCCUCUCUAAGUUGGAAUGAUUUCUUAGCAAUGGAGAGUGAACCGAACGGGUAGAACCUUUUUUUCAGCUUCAACGCAAUGAGCAAACAGGUGCAUUUUCACCUCGGCAGUCCUGCUGUAUAUUCAGUAUAUUUUGAGUACUCUUAGCUAUGCGGGUUUAUGAAUAUCCCAAGCGAGCUGUGCAUAUUACCUAAUAUUUGUGUCUGACAAAGGUUGAUUUGUAAUAUAUGCCACGACGGUCCAUAAAAUCAGCGUUUGUUUGCGUUGGAAUAGCCGUUAUGUUUACCCGGUAAAUGAGUUCCUCGUUUAGGCAAGGGGCGCAUUUGUCACAUGGGCUGUAGGCAAAAUCCGUCAACUGAACUGUACGUCAGCUGAGUGUCAACUCAGGUGCAUUAUGUGCUACAUAGCGUGACGCAGAUUACACAGAGGCAGAGGAGCGGUGACCUAUGUGGCAUACAGAUAGGCAUCAAGUGGUUGUGCCAUAGUGAAAUAUUGAUAUUAAACGACCGCAGGCACCACGUAUGGGACUAUGCAGGAGCGGAGGACGGUCCUUGGUCCCUACAGUGGCGGAACGAACCAGUCACUUUGACGGGAGGUGAGCAGGUUGCUGCUAUUAUCAACGUAUUCACCAAGACAUAAAGAGAAUUUUCAAGCCGACUUCGCGCUGUGAAACGGCCAUUGAAACGGGUUUAUGAAGUUCAGAAACUUAUUGAAUUUCCCUCUGUACAAGUUGCCAGUGCCAAGCUUUAGCAACGCAGUACAGAUGACAGCUGGACUCCCUCGGUGACGAUGGGCCAUGGAAACAGCAGACAACUUUCCUGUCCCGGGGAGAACAACAGCAAUAAUAACACCAAGAGAAGAAUCUCGCGUAACAUUGAUGACAGCGAUUUCAAAAUACUGAAUCUAGAGGCCAAAAUCGACGACAGGCCCAUCGAGAUUAAGGAAACGGAAAAGGUGUUGAUAUAUAUAACGCCGAAGUUCAGAGCAAGUGCCAAAAUCCAAAUCCCUCCUCUGCUUGAAGGCGAAGAAUGGCAGAUAGGAUGGAUCCAAGCUUGUGAUUACAUGACCUUUAUUAAUUACUAUGGAAACCAAGGAUGUACGUCAUGGGAGAUCCCCCAGUUGCGAGCUUCCAGCAAUAACGAAAAUGCUUCCAGGAAAUCUGUGAUGAUCAGUGACUCUGAUGGCCGUUUUUACCCGUGGUACGGAGAGACCACGGAAGUCGUCUGCGUCCAAGGACCCGAACAUUCCUUCCGCACAGUACGUGUUGCCAUGGACGAUAAUUUUUCUCCAAAAGUCGCCUGGUCUCUCACUGGAGAAUACCUCAAACCGAACCUGACCAAAAUCCAUCGCUCACAGAGUUUUUACACGUGGCUGGCCGCACGAAACUCAAAAACGGGAUUUAUCGUCCCAUUGAAGACGAUCCGAUGGAAAAUUGAGCUUGAUAUCAAAAUCAAUCGUAGGAAAGGUCUCGGGCAUCGAGCAACAGACACGUCAAACUUUGAAAUAACAAUCCAAGAGAAAAAUAGGGCAAUUCCUAAUGAGAUUUUGGGAUCUCCAAAUGCCAAUUCCGCUCAGACGUUCGUUUGGCUUGGGAAAAAUGGCGAACGGCGUAUUAUUCUUCCAGCAAAAUCAGAAUGGACAAGUAAAGAAGAAAAAGAACCUUUAUAACAGUUGUUACGCUUACCUUAAAGGCUUUUUAAACGUUUAGGGAUAUGCAUUUUGUUGUCCUAUUUUUGUUAUUGAGAUAAUGAUGUGAUGCUUGUACAACGAUUCAUUUUAUAUUGAUAUAUCGAAGACAAUUUUGAUAAUGGAAAUGGGUCAGUGACCAUAAAGAGAUGACAUUUUUAUUUCUCUCUCACUGUCGACUGUGUCCGUCAACGGCACUUGCGCCAUGGUGAUAACUUUAAAGAUAAAAUGGGUCCAAUAGUAAUAAUUCCUUUGAGUGCCUAUAUCAUUCCAAAGUUUUUUUUUAUCUUUUUGUAACUCACGAUAAUUUAUCACCUGAAUUUGUCAUGUAGACACCAUUGCAAGGGUUAUGAUAUUAUCAUUUAUUUUCAAUUGCUCAAGUUAACAGAUACAAAUUACUAUUGCUCUCUCUAUGCAGGUUAAGGAAAAACAUCAAGUAAUUAUUCAUCUAUGUUAGAAUAUUGUUAAUAUUUUGGAUGGGUAAAUAAAGAGCACCAAACUUA
Molecule: messenger RNA, 2263 nt
Organism: Lingula anatina
Lineage: Eukaryota; Metazoa; Brachiopoda; Lingulata; Lingulida; Lingulidae
Product: protein FAM78B
Source: RefSeq, a predicted model, not a curated record